UCUGACUUCUAAUCUGUCAGAGUUAAUCUGUGGGUUAGGCUGCAUUUUUGUGCAUUUUUGUGUUGGCGUAUGAGUUGUCCGGAGUUUUGACAAUUAAAUUCAACGGGAUGCCUCGGCGGCGGCCUCGGCGCCUCUCCCUGAGUGAGGACGAGUGUGACGACGACGACGGCAGAGAGCGCCCUCAGCAGCGGAACGCCGCCAACGCCCGGGAGAGAGCGCGCAUGAGAGUGCUGAGCAGAGCCUUCUGUCGGCUGAAGACCACACUGCCCUGGGUGCCUCCGGACACCAAGCUGAGCAAACUGGACACCCUGAGGCUGGCCACCUCCUACAUCGCGCACCUCCGAGCCGUCCUGUGCCUUGAGGACGAGGAUGACGAGGUCAAGAACACUGUACAUCCACUCAACCUGACUUGGCCGUUCAGUUUCCAACAGCCUGGAACUCCAAGUAAUCCUCCCCUUCGGCCACCCUGGGAGCUGUCGCCUCCGCCCUCACGGCCCACCAGAGGGGAGGAGCCCCUGGACUACCCCGUCACAUACCCUCAAGGAUAUUCCGACCCCCUUGCACAGAUGGGGUAGACAUGUUGUUUGUGUAUAUACGGAAUGUGCAAUACUUAGUUUCAUUGUUACCGGUACUGUGUAAAGUAAAAGAAGAGAUACAAUUAUUUUUCUUUCAGGUUUAAAGUCUGUAAAUAAGACAAAACCCGGUAAUUUUCAUUUUUUUAAUUCCUGAACAGGCUAAACUUACACCCUACAACUUAAUCGUAGGAAUGGGAUGUAUAAUAGUCUACCAAAGGUUUAACUGGAAACAGUGUUCAAUGCAUAGAAAACGCGAGAACAAUCUAAAUUAAAAUACAGAGUGUUUUUAACAUCCCAAAUAGUUUCCUAGAGACACUUUUUAACUAAAAAAUGUUCAUAUGGUAUAAUUGUUUUCAUUACUUCAUUGCCUAUCAGCUGAAAUGCAUCGUUAAAGUUAUCUGUAAGGUUGGUGUUAUUGAUAAUUUAUCAUGUAAAUAAGUGAUACUAAUGUUGUUUCACAUGCUCAUACAGACUCCCAAUAACACUUAAUGGAUAACAAUGCAACAAUGCAUAUCAGCUGAUUAGUAAUGACAUAAAGACAG
Messenger RNA from Macrosteles quadrilineatus (aster leafhopper), 1117 nucleotides. Its product is annotated as transcription factor 21-like. Gene Ontology annotation, molecular function: protein dimerization activity; DNA-binding transcription factor activity, RNA polymerase II-specific; RNA polymerase II transcription regulatory region sequence-specific DNA binding. Gene Ontology annotation, biological process: regulation of transcription by RNA polymerase II; developmental process. The coding region runs from base 108 to 575 and encodes 155 amino acids. The transcript is spliced from 3 exons. Lineage: Eukaryota; Metazoa; Arthropoda; Insecta; Hemiptera; Cicadellidae. The record is from RefSeq and is a predicted model, not a curated record.